CCGACUACUUGCACAAAUUGUCAUACACAGACAACUCCUUUAUGGCGACGUAAUCCUGAAGGACAACCUCUAUGUAACGCAUGUGGUCUAUUUUUAAAAUUACAUGGUGUUGUUAGACCUUUAAGUUUAAAAACUGAUGUUAUAAAAAAACGUAAUCGUGGGGGUGCU
Rhizophagus irregularis DAOM 181602=DAOM 197198 is the source of this 168-nucleotide messenger RNA. NCBI's taxonomy places the organism in Eukaryota, Fungi, Glomeromycota, Glomeromycetes, Glomerales, Glomeraceae. The record is from RefSeq and is a predicted model, not a curated record.